Molecule: messenger RNA, 2271 nt
Organism: Cladophialophora carrionii CBS 160.54
Lineage: Eukaryota; Fungi; Ascomycota; Eurotiomycetes; Chaetothyriales; Herpotrichiellaceae
Exons: 1
Coding region: 1-2271 (756 amino acids)
Biological process (GO): DNA replication initiation; DNA replication
Cellular component (GO): nucleus; replication fork protection complex
Molecular function (GO): DNA replication origin binding; single-stranded DNA binding
Source: RefSeq, a predicted model, not a curated record
AUGUCUUCUGGUGGACCAUGGCCUCCAGUCUCACCUCAUGCGGCGCUGCUGAGUUCUCCAAGUGGCCGCAAGAAGUACGAAGCCUAUAAGAAUGAUACAUCGUCAAUGCAGCGCUCAGCGACAACACCUAGCCUGGUGGACAGACUGCGAGCGGCACGGACGAACAAUGAUUUCCCCCCUCAACACGAGAGUCCUGAGGAUGACGAGGAUGAAGAGACGCUACAACUGAAGCUAGCAGCGAUUGAGGCAAAGUUGAAGCUGAAGAAGCUGCAAAAAGACAAAGCUCGCGCUGCAACACCAGGAAGGGCCUCCUCCAGGCCUGGUUCGGCCCAUGGACCGCCGGCUCCUCAAGUUGAGGUCAAAGCCUCCCCUACCAAACGAAUACAGGCUACACUUCCAAAGUCACCAUCUCGUGUCUUGCUGGGUAUUGAUAAGGGAAUACGUGGCGCCGACAUUUCGCUCAAAAGAGCCAGUACCGUCACAGGGAACCGUUCCAUGAUCAACUCAUCAACCACCCUCACCGACCGACCUACCUCUCGGUCUUCAGCAUUUAACUCGACUCGCUCUGCAACUUCCACUCGGACAGCCACCAGCAGCGAGUGCAGGAAGACAUUCAGUGAACGUAUGACCGAAGCUCGAGAACGGGAAACCACCAUCGAACGACGCCGUGCGACAACAGUCCAAAACCGCCGGAGAGGUUUCGUUUUGAAUCAGGAUGAGCUCGAGAGCUAUCGAACAGCAGCGGCCGAAACACGUGGGCAGGGAGCCUCGAAAUCACCCACGCGACAAUACUUUGAGUACAGCCGCGACCAAGUUCUCACCGCUGCAGCAGAAGCACACAGCGGCACGCAACAUCUUAAAAAGAGUCGAACCAUGCCUGACCUGCGAGCUUCUCCUUCAAAGGACACGGGCCAGCCCUCAAGACAUGAAGGAGCCGCCAACUUGUUCGAAGACUUCUCCGGCUUACACCUGACCUCCCGAGUCCUUCCACAUUCUUUCCUCAGACGCACCCUUCCCACCGAGACAUUCACAAUCUACCGUAUUCCCGACCUACUCAAGAACGUGCAAUCCCCCGACUACGAACUCCCGGAAACAGUGUGCGACUACGUGGUUUUCGCCGUCAUUGCCUCCAAAUCCUCCCCCAUGGACCACAAGAAGAUUCCCAACCAACGAGAUCCCGACAAAUCCACCGUUGGCACGAGGGACUGGGAGAAACGAUGGGACGAUGGCUCGCACAACAGCCGACGCUUCAUGGCCAUCACCCUUACAGACUUGGCCUGGACAAUUGACCUGUACUUAUUUGGCACGGCGCUACCGCGGUACCACCGCCUCACUCCUGGCACGGUUGUAGCGAUCCUCAACCCGGGCAUAAUGCCGCCCAAGCCAGGAAAAUCCGACACCGGGGCAUUCUCCCUGUCGCUGUCCGACGACAGCGACACAGUUCUCGAGAUCGGCCACGCGCGAGACUUGGGCUACUGCAAAACGCUGAAGAAGGACGGCAAGGAAUGUGGCAGCUGGGUCAACACCGCGAAGACGGACAUCUGUGAGUGGCACCUGAACGCCGAGAUCCAGCGAACCAAGGCCGGGAGGAUGGGCGUCAACACCGGGUCCAACGGGUUUGGAAGGCGGGAGAAUCGGCCGAUGACGAGGAAUGAGGAUCGCGCCCACAAGGGGUUGCUGAACAGAGAUGGGAGAAAAUUCGACCGCGAGACCGGCGCACAUUAUUACAUCGCCACUACGGGACCGAAGGGUGGCGGCGGCGCGGCGCGUGAUACUGGUCGUGGUGGUGCCGCCAGUCCGGACGACCCGUUCAUUCAGGCCGUCGAGGGAGAAUUAUCCCGACCGAGCGACCGGAAUGCCCGCCUGCGGAGACGCCUGGCCGCGCAAGCCAAAGAGAGGGAGAUUGCCGAGAAGCUCGGCUCGAGAGAACACGGCGGGUUCGGAUUCGACAGUGCUGGCGCCGAGUAUUUGCGUCGCAAAGCGAAACAACUCGGCGAAGACAACAAAAUAAAGGCUGUCGGCGACAACGGUCUGGACGAUGCCUCGAGCAAGGGUUCUGCCGCGAUAUCAAUGGCCAUCCUUUCCAGCGGGAGUACUACGAAGGAGAAUCGAAAGCGCACCGCUGCAGAUGUCCGUCUGUCGCCAGUCAAGAAAACACGUUUCGUCACGGCCAAGGGCAUCCGCGAGGCUGGAAGAGACAGUCUGGGCGCACCAGGUCACACAGUGGCCGCUCACGGUAGUGACAGUGAGGACGAGUUGGAGAUUGUAUGA